AUGGGUGAUUCUUCCCAAGAGGACUCGGCACAGCAAGUGGUCGUCCAAGAUGCUGUUCUGUCCGCCGACGAACUCGAACUUCGAGCUCAAGGCCAUAAAGGAGAACUUCCACGACAAUUCUCCACGCUCUCAACUCUGGCCAUUGCAUUCCUCCUGACCAGCGCAUGGAUCGGAUAUUCAGCAACCUUCCCCUAUCCUUUGCUGGCCGGUGGUGGGCCGUAUGUGUUUUGGGGCCUGAUCGUCGCCACAAUCGCCUGCUCCAUUAUCACUGCAGGACUGGCAGAGCUGGGUUCCGCGUUUCCCUCGACUGGAGGGCAAUACCAUUUCGCAUUCAUGGUCUCAUCCGAGAAAACUCGGGCUAGCGUUGCCUUCGUUAUGGGCUGGCUCUCAGUCAUCGCCUAUUGUCUCUUUACGGCUAGCGCCACCAUCGUUUGUGCCCAGAUCACGGCCGCGAUCGCAAGUUUCUGGCAUGAACACUAUGUUGCAACUCAAUGGCAGAUCUAUCUGAUGUACAUCUUAUACCAGGCACUCGCAACAGCCGUCGUUGUCCUCUUCCCCCGGCAGCUGCCGAAGACGGAGAUUGCAUUCUUCCUGAUCAGUGUUUCUGGCUGUGUUGUUUUCUUCAUCACUGUCCUUUCGGCCAGUGAGACAAAACAGCCCUCAAAAGUUGUGUUUACCGAAGUUGUCAACGUCACCGGGUGGAGUGACGGUGUUUCUUUUAUUUUGGGAGUGGGAACCUGCAUGUACGCGUACAUUGCCACUGAUGGAGCAUCCCAUAUCGCAGAGGAGCUCCCCAAUCCAGGCAAAGGUGUCCCGAGAACGAUGAUGCUCAGCCUCUGCAUAUCAGCCAUUAGCGUCAUCCCCUGGACUUUGGCAUUCCUCUUCUCAACAAACGACCUCGAAGCUGUUGCCUCUUCCACACUUCCCAUUCUCGAAGUCUACCAGCAAGCGCUGAACAACCGCUCAGGUGCCACGUUCCUUGCUGUGUGGCUUCUGGUCAUCUAUUUUGGGUCCGUCGUUAGUGUCGUGGCAGCAACGGGCCGUCUGACCUGGGCUUUUGCUCGUGAUAACGGCCUUCCUUUCUCACCUACCUUUGCUAAGAUCCAUCCCUCUCUCAAAAUGCCCGUCAAUUCUACGAUCGCCGCUAGCGUAUUUGUCGUCAUCUACGGUGCAAUCUACGUAGGAUCCACCACAGCCUUCAACAGCUUCAUCUCGAUGUCGAUUCUUUCGCUCAAUAUUACCUAUGCGAUUCCGCAAGGCAUUGUCUUCUUCCGUGGGCGAGAAAAUGUCCUCCCAUCAACACGGCAGUUCAAUCUGGGUGGAAUACUCGGCACUUUCUGCAACAUUUUCUGUGUGGUAUGGGUCUGCUUGUACACAGUAUUGUUCUGUCUCCCAACCUUCUUGCCUACCGAGGUCGAGGACAUGAACUAUGUUUCCGUUGUUGUCGCCGGCUGUGUCGUGAUCAUCAUUACGAUGUGGUUCUCUGGCAAGAGGAAGACAUUUGUGGGACCUAUGAUAAAUUUUGAAAUCCUCGAGGCAGCUAAAGUCCAACAAGUGGACGCCGAGAAUCAAGCGUCUUUCAUGGCUUCCGAGAAGGAUAUUGAAGGUAAAUGA
Molecule: messenger RNA, 1614 nt
Organism: Exophiala aquamarina CBS 119918
Lineage: Eukaryota; Fungi; Ascomycota; Eurotiomycetes; Chaetothyriales; Herpotrichiellaceae
Exons: 4
Coding region: 1-1614 (537 amino acids)
Biological process (GO): transmembrane transport
Cellular component (GO): membrane
Molecular function (GO): transmembrane transporter activity
Source: RefSeq, a predicted model, not a curated record